UCGUUCACCUUUUUUUUCGAAAAACGCCAGCUGGGUGUUUUCGAAAAACGACCGCAUCAACCUUCGCGAUCGAGAAGUGCGAUGGAGUCUUUGUUUGUGAAAAUACUUUUAAUUUUCGCUUUUUCCACCCAAAUUUGCUUCUCCAAGCCUGCCAGCUCGACGCUUGAUGAUCGUGAUGCCGUUGGUAAUCAUCCGUUCGAUCUGCUUAUCUUCACCCAACGGUGGCCAAUAACGGCUUGUUAUGAGUGGCGUGAGCACAACAAGGACCACAUCUGCGGGCUACCAUCGCCCAAUAUCGUCUGGACGAUCCAUGGCAUUUGGCCCACCAAGAUCAACACGAUCGGUCCGGCAUUCUGCAACAAAACGGCAGUUUUCGAUGUGAGUCAGCUGUCCUCGAUCGAGUCCCAGCUGGAAGAGCACUGGCUCAAUGUGGAAGCGAACAAACCGACCGAUUCGCUGUGGGAACACGAGUGGCUCAAGCACGGCACCUGUGCGGCGGAGAUGAUCGAACAGCUCAACACGGAACUGAAGUACUUUGGCCAGGGAUUGAGCUGGCUUGAAAAGUAUUCGGUGGGUUCUGGAUUCGCGGCCGGGGGUAACAUUCUACCCGGGUUCAACUACAGCUUGGCGACGCUCAAUAAGGCGCUGUUCGGUUACUAUGGCAAGGAUCUAGCAAUCGAGUGUUACCAUGACUCGAAAACGCAUCUACAAAUUUUGAACGAGAUUCGCAUUUGCUUCAACAAGCAGCUCGAGCUGACCGAUUGUGACGGAAUCGUUGGAUUGGAGCGACAAGGAACAAACAGUGGUGGCGGUGCCAUCAUUAGCAAUUGCAACGCAGCUCACCCGAUCCUCUACCCGGACGUCGUUCCCAAGGAGUACGCGAUGGAGCAUAAUGAAGUGCAGCCCAAAGCAACCUACUACUCGGUAGUAUAUGAAGUGUUUUCGCAAAGUAACGACGGUGAGGAAAGUGAAGGGCCUCAGGUGGACGAUGAAUUCGUUGAGGUGAUCCUCGUCUAAUCUAGAGGACUUUUGUAAGUACCACCGAAACUAGAAGCGCUAGUAACGUAUAAAUAAAGUACAAGCUACUUUCCGAGAAAAAGAGA
Anopheles aquasalis is the source of this 1103-nucleotide messenger RNA. RefSeq names its product Ribonuclease X25 (gene RNaseX25). Gene Ontology annotation, biological process: RNA catabolic process. Gene Ontology annotation, cellular component: extracellular region. The record is from RefSeq and is a predicted model, not a curated record. Gene Ontology annotation, molecular function: RNA binding; ribonuclease T2 activity. NCBI's taxonomy places the organism in Eukaryota, Metazoa, Arthropoda, Insecta, Diptera, Culicidae.